AUGGCAACUACCAGCGGCUACGAUCCAGUGACAAAAAUCUGGAGCUGUGAGGAGCAGAGAUCACAGUUUGGGGAGGACCUGUCCAUGGGUGAAUUAAUAUUCCAAGAGAUGAAACGUCAUCCCAAGGAUAUAGCGCAAAUUUCAGACUCUGAGAAAACGAUCCUCCUGCGGGAAGAGCUUCUAAUGAACGCGAUGCGCAUUGCCAGCUACUUGCGCAACCUUGGACUAGAGCAGAGCGACGUUGUGGGCAUUAUAGCGCGGAACACGACACAUAUCUCGGCUGUGGCAUACGCCUGCUUCUUCAAUGGCAUCGCUCCCCACUCCCUGAACAUUGCCUAUCUGCCGGAAAUCAUCGAAAAGCUCUACAACAUCACCAAGCCACGCAUUGUCUUCUGCGACGGCGAUGAGUACGAGAAAGUGCGUGAGGCCACCGCCAAGUUGGAUGUGAAGAUUGUGACAAUGCGCAACCAUCCGACGAACUCCAUAAGAAUUCAGGAUGUGCUGCAGACACCGGUGGAGGAAGGCUUCCAGCCAGCUCGUCUCAAGUUAGGGAAUAGCCAGCAAAUGUUUAUACUUAGCUCAUCGGGAACCACGGGCACGCCCAAGGCAAUCACAAUGUCCAACUGUCACAAGCUUCUCAAUGGCUUGAACAUGCUGACCACUGCCGAUGUUCAGUAUGCAGCCAGCACUCUGGACUGGGCAUCGGGCAUAGCAGCUGCAAUCAGCGCGGGAGUCUUCAGCACGAAACGCAUCAUUUCCGAGAGAGCCUUCGAUCCUGCCGACACUCUGCGCAUCAUCGAGGAGUACAAAGUCACCUGGAUGAUGCAAGCACCAUCGCAUGUGGCGGCAAUUGUGGGGUGUCCGGCCAUUGAGGUGGCAGAUCUGCAGAGCCUGAGGUACUUCAUGUACACGGGUGGCCGCUGCACGCUGGAAACACAGCUGGCACUUCGGCGUCGCCUGGGCAGGGAUUGCCUGAACUUUGGCUAUGGAUUCUCAGAGUUGGGCUGCUUCUGCGCUGUCAAUUGGAAGUUCGAUGAGAAGCCCAAUUCCGUGGGUCGCUUGACAUCGGGCUUGAAGGUGAAGAUACUCAACGAAAGUGGUGACACCGUGGGACCCAAUGAGGUGGGUGAGGUUUGCGUUAACACGGGAGCCCACUGGCCCGGCUACUACGGCAGCCCGGAGGCGACGAAGCAGGUCUACGACGAAGACAACUGGAUACACAGCGGUGACCUGGGCUGUAUGGAUGACGAUGGUUUCUUGUACAUUGUGGAUCGAAAGAAGGAUCUGCUGAAGUACCAGAGCAACAAGUAUUACCCUCACGAGCUCGAAGAACUCAUCUCCCAAAUGCCAGCCGUGGCUGAUGUUUGCGCCUUUGGCAUCUGGACUGAGACAAAUGGGGACGAAGCUGCUGCCGCUGUUGUCAAGAAGCCGAGUGAGCAAUUGACAGAGCAGGAUGUGGUGGAGCAUGUGGCACGGCAUGCGAAGACCGGGUUCCUGAGACUGCAUGCCGGCGCGCUGAUCGUUGAGCAGUUGCAGCGAAGUGCCAAUGGUAAAACCAAUCGAAUGGCCACCAAGCAACACUUUCUACAGGCCAAGGGGAUUUAA
Messenger RNA from Drosophila subobscura, 1605 nucleotides. Its product is annotated as luciferin 4-monooxygenase-like. Gene Ontology annotation, biological process: fatty-acyl-CoA biosynthetic process; long-chain fatty acid metabolic process. The transcript has 3 exons. NCBI's taxonomy places the organism in Eukaryota, Metazoa, Arthropoda, Insecta, Diptera, Drosophilidae. Bases 1 to 1605 code for a protein of 534 amino acids. The record is from RefSeq and is a predicted model, not a curated record. Gene Ontology annotation, molecular function: long-chain fatty acid-CoA ligase activity.